Fusarium pseudograminearum CS3096 is the source of this 237-nucleotide messenger RNA. RefSeq lists its product as uncharacterized. The transcript is spliced from 2 exons. The record is from RefSeq and is a predicted model, not a curated record. NCBI's taxonomy places the organism in Eukaryota, Fungi, Ascomycota, Sordariomycetes, Hypocreales, Nectriaceae. Bases 1 to 237 code for a protein of 78 amino acids.
AUGGAUCGUCAACCAACCGCCAUCAAUACAGACCACACCUCUCCCCCAUCUGAAGCUCCUACUUCCCCAUCCGCUCAAGCUGGUGCCGACCGUUGCAUGCGCCACACGAAUAGCUGGACACCGUCAAUUCAGCGUCGACAGAGUUGGAGUCCCGAGGAGCGAAAGCACGAGAUGCACAUGGACAAGAUUGGGCAGGUUAACACGGGGCCUGGAUUUACAGAGCGCGAGGGUAAUUGA